Boleophthalmus pectinirostris (great blue-spotted mudskipper) is the source of this 1127-nucleotide messenger RNA. RefSeq lists its product as uncharacterized. Bases 81 to 1127 code for a protein of 348 amino acids. The transcript has 2 exons. Lineage: Eukaryota; Metazoa; Chordata; Actinopteri; Gobiiformes; Gobiidae. The record is from RefSeq and is a predicted model, not a curated record.
GAUCGCUCUUAUUAAUCUUAAAUAUUAUAGGUUAUAAAAAAAUAUACAUCUGCUUUUGUUUCAGGAGCUUGCCGUGCAGAAUGUGGCACACAGUUCCUGAAAUGCCAAUAUUGUUGAGUGUUAGGAAAAGAUAUGAACCCAUGGUUUCAUUACAACCGCCUUGUGAUGUAGUCGAUGAUUCCCAACAGUUGGUCAAGCCAUUGAGAGAUAGUACUAUUGUGUGGGAGGAGUUACCAAAAUCAUCUACAGCGAAAUAUUCCUCUGGAAACUCUAUAGAGUGGGAGGAACUUCCAAAAACAGUCUUGAACCAAACUACUGAAGAGUCAGCCAGAGAUGAGGUGGACAUCUUCAGGAAAGAUCCACAGGGUUCACUGGGAACGUUUUUAGAAUCCUCAUUAAGAUUGGACGGAAAGCAACUUAAUGAAGCAGAAGAUGGAUUACUGGUGCUGAGGAAUGAAUGUGUUGAAUGUGACAAUGCAUUUAUGGAGGUAUGGACAGAUACAGAUGCAUUGGCAAAACAAAAUGAAAAGUUGGAAGAAACAAUGUUUUCACUGGAAGAGAAUGCUAGUGCACACCCUGAAGUGGAACCCAUUAUAGGAACAACAAUGUCAUUACCAAGUAAAGACAAUCCUGAACACAAGGAUAUCACAGAACCACUUUAUUUUAAACAACAAAUUUCACAAAUAUCUCAGUGUGAUGAAUCUAAUAUGACCAGACUUGUGAGCUCCUGCCCUCUUAACUCUUCUAUAAAAGGAAUUCCAUCCAUGUCUCAACCAUGUAAGCAAACUUGGUCAACCAGUUGCAAACCGUCAGGUGCAAGGCUGCUAAAAUCUAAAGUGGCACCAAUUAAAGACAUACAUUUUAGAGAUGAUAUAAAAGCUAUGUCUACACUAGUCCCAACCUGUCCCCGAUUUGCCACUAUUCCCGGGUUCCCAUCUGGUUCUGAGUCUGCUUAUGGUUCCAGUGGGAUAAAUCUAUAUCCUUCAUGCCCAGCGGUUGCAUCUUCAGCUGGGUUUCCAUCUCUCCAGAAGGCAGAUAGCAGAAACUGGGAAAUCAGUCAAUGUUUAAUUUUGGAAAAGAGCUUAAAAACAGUCCAUGUGAUCAUUAGAAACCAAGAAAAUGUUUAA